UACUUGAUAAAUUCAAGUAAUCAUUUUAUUUUGAAUACCGACGUAAAGUCACACUGAAACCGGAAACUCGGAGGCAGAAGAGCAUAUAUUAAUGUCGAUGCAGAAGAGUGAGCGACAACACGCAGUGACGUUCGAUAGUUCUGAAUGCAGACCAGCAGGCCCCUGGUGGAGGUGGUCCGUCUAGGUUUGGUCUCCUAUCAAGAAGGUCUGCGGUUGCAGCAGCUCUAUGUGAGCCGACACCAGUCUGGUCCGGCUCACGCUCUGCUGCUGUGUGAGCACUCACCUGUCUACACCACUGGGAUUCGCCACAGUCCCUACCCCAUGCUGGACCGGCUUCGUCUGCUGGGAGCGGACACCUACCGCACCAACCGAGGAGGACUCAUCACCUUCCAUGGACCGGGACAGUUGGUGUGUUACCCCAUUCUGAACCUGUGCAGCUUCAAGAAGAGCGUCCGUUGGUACGUCAGUCAGCUGGAGAGAACCGUCAUCUCACUCUGCAGUCGCUUUGGCGUUGAAGCCGUGACGUCGCCUCACACUGGAGUUUGGGUCGGAGACAACAAGCUCUGUGCCGUCGGGAUCCACUGUGGGCGGUACGUUACAUCUCAUGGUUUGGCUCUGAACUGCAACACAGACCUGUCGUGGUUCCAGCAUAUUGUGCCAUGUGGCAUAGAGGGUAAAGGUGUGACAUCACUGAGCAAGGAGCUUCAGAGAGACGUCAGCGUGGAGGAAACCAUCCCUUACCUGCUGGAUGCCUUUGGAGACCAGUUUAACUGCCAGAUGACUGAUGGAGACACACCUAAACCCAACGAGGACUCUAGAUCUUUACUCUGACACGUCUUCCAGGCUGCACAUCCAUAAAACUCGGGAGAGAAACCAGAUGAUGGUUUAGAUGUUGGUCUGAGGCAGAUCCUUCUGAUCUUCAGGCUGGUGAUGAUUUAUUUACAUCAUCUAAGAUGUUUUAUGAGCAAAACGCUGAAAAAUAUGUUUUCAGAACUUUUUUUUUUCAUUAUCCAUUUUUUAAAUAAUUGGAAGUAAAGUUUAUGGUACUAUUUUAAAAAGUCCAACAUUUAUGUUUAGAUUUAUUAUUCGUGUUUAUUUAACCAGGUAAAAAUCUGCUUUUAGAUUAAAGUGUCUUAUUUCAAAGUCCAUUCAUUUAUUAAAUAUUAACUUUAAUCGGACGCUUUUGUUCAAUUUGACUUUGGGUAGAAAAACCAAACUUGUUGUUGUUCAAAUGUUGCUAAUUAACAUUAACAAAUCUGUUAUUCUAAGAAUAAAAGAAAAUAAGUCCAAACAUAAUGGAGCAAAAUGAAGGAAAAUGUAAUUGUGUAUUAAUAACUAGACCCCUAAUAAAUCCGUAAGACUUCACAGA
This is a messenger RNA of Nothobranchius furzeri (turquoise killifish), 1369 nucleotides long. RefSeq names its product lipoyl(octanoyl) transferase 2 (gene lipt2). Gene Ontology annotation, molecular function: lipoyl(octanoyl) transferase activity. NCBI's taxonomy places the organism in Eukaryota, Metazoa, Chordata, Actinopteri, Cyprinodontiformes, Nothobranchiidae. Gene Ontology annotation, biological process: protein lipoylation. The record is from RefSeq and is a predicted model, not a curated record. Gene Ontology annotation, cellular component: mitochondrion.